Hirsutella rhossiliensis is the source of this 2001-nucleotide messenger RNA. RefSeq names its product reverse transcriptase (RNA-dependent DNA polymerase) domain-containing protein. The transcript is spliced from 6 exons. Gene Ontology annotation, molecular function: nucleic acid binding. NCBI's taxonomy places the organism in Eukaryota, Fungi, Ascomycota, Sordariomycetes, Hypocreales, Ophiocordycipitaceae. Bases 1 to 2001 code for a protein of 666 amino acids. Gene Ontology annotation, biological process: DNA integration. The record is from RefSeq and is a predicted model, not a curated record.
AUGUCACGAGAAGAGCUGUUGGUCUUGCGAAAGACCCUGAAAGACCUGCUGGACAGAGGAUUCAUCCGAGCGAGUAGCUCAGCGGCUGCCGCGCCGGUGCUGUUCGUGCGGAAGCCGAAUGGAGGGCUGCGAUUUUGUUGCGACUACCGAGCGCUGAAUAAUCUGGCCAAGGCUAAGUGGUUCACCAAGUUGGACGUGGUGGCCGCUUUCCAUAAGAUCCGCAUGGCUCCGGGACAUGAGGGAAAGACUGCAUUUCGCACGAGGUUUGGGCUCUACGAGUGGCUCGUGUGCCCUUUCGGCCUGAGCGGCGCCCCGGCAUCAUUCCAACGAUACAUGAACAGUGUAUUGCGCGAAUGGCUGGACGACUUUGUCACAGCGUACCUGGAUGAUGUACUGAUCUACUCGAGCGGUUCGAAGGCGGAUCAUGAGGCUAAGGUGCGACGAGUUCUCCAAGCACUCGCCGACGCUGGGCUGCACCUAGACCCAGCGAAGUGCGAGUUUUCGGUACAAGAGCAGCGCGCCAUCCGCGAAUGGGAGGCCCUGACCACGGUGAAGGGUGUCAGAAGCUUUCUGGGCUUCGCCAACUAUUACCGGAUCUUCAUCCCCGACUAUGCCAAGAUCACGCAGUCUCUGGAUGCCCUGCUUAAGAAAGGAACUGCCUUUCAUUGGGGACGAGCGGAGAACGAGGCGUUUCAGGAGCUGAAGCGACGAUUUUGCGAGUCACCGGUGCUCAAGCAGUGGGACCCGAGCCUCCUGACCUUUUGGAGACGGAUUGCUCAGGCUACGCAUUGGGAGGCGUCCUGUCGCAGGAAGCGACUUUCGCCAGCGGAGUACAACUAUCCCAUUCACGACAAGGAGAUGCUUGCCAUCAUGAGAUGUCUCGACAACUGGAACGCCGAACUUAGGAGCUGCGGCCCAUUUACAAUCCUUACCGAUCACCGCAACCUGGAGUAUUUCAUGACACGCCAGAAGCUCACGGAACGGCAGAGCCGUUGGGCAGCCGAAUUGUCCCAGUUCGACUUCAAGCUCGAGUAUCGACCGGGAAGCGAGGCUGUCGUGCCUGAUGCGUUGUCCCGCCGUGAACAAGACAAGCCACAGGGCAUUGACGACGAGCGGGAACAAGGAAGAAUGAUACAGUUGAUACCGGAUAGUGCCAUUCCAUCAUCGACAAGAGCAUGUAUCAACGCGAUGAGUUCUGACUGUUCAGAGGCAUCCACCCUGCCGAAGAUGAAGGUCUUCGAGGUAGCGGACCUGCAGCAACUCUGGGACGAAACGGUGGCGAAGGACUCGAUAUUCCGGGCAGCCUAUAAGGCAGUCCGCGAUCGCGAGCGUGCCUUCCCGCCCUCGCUGGGCCUGAAGAUCCAGAUUUCAGAAUGUGCGAUCGACGCAGGCAAAAGGCUGACAUUCAGAGACCGUAUUUGGUCGCAUGACUCUGUUGCGACCGGUCAUCCCGGCAGGGAAGGUACGCUGGCUAUUGUGGCUCGGCGAUUCUACUGGCCUGGGCAGUCCCAGCUGGUUCGCCGGUACGUAGCCAAUUGCGACACCUGCGGCAGAGCACACAUCUGGCGCCAGUCGAAAAGGGGAUUUCUCAAGCCUCUGCCGAUUCCAGAUCGACCCCGAAGCCAUUUGUCCAUGGACUUCAUCACAGAUCUGCCGCCUACUGGACCGAGCAAGGCAAGGUACCUGUGGGUGAUUGUGGACAGACUGACAAAGGCUGUGACCCUCGAGGUGAUGGACAACAUGGAAGCUGAGCCGUGUGCAAACCGUUUUCUCCAGUGUCAUUACCGAUUUCACGGAAUGCCACGGUCCAUCGUCAGCGACCGCGGGAGCAACUGGCUAAGUAGGUUCUGGAAGAGGUUCUGCCGUCUUGCAGGUGUCACGCAGAAAUUGAGCACGGCCUAUCAUCCUCAGACGGACGGAGGGCCAGAGAGAAUGAACCAGGAGAUCGAGGCCUACCUGAGAGCCUACGUGUCCGACCAAGAUCAGCCCCUUUUUCGCUGA